UUUUUGUCCCAUGUCCUGGAUAAAAUUGGCGGCCUGUUGCCUGUACGACAGUUCUUUGUAUGAAUCGUAGCCGCAUUUUCUUGAAGGUGUAUUUUCCAGUUGCUCUUUUGUAAAGUACCAUUUUUCGCUAUUGCUUGUAUUAGCCAUUUACACUUCACACGACACGCAAAAAAAUGGCAGAUGGCGUUGUGAAAUGUCAAAUCUAAACUGCGGUACAUUUGCUUACGACAAAAUUGUAACUGUAAUCGGUAAAUUUUCUUGCAUAGUCACAGAAAACUCACAAAUAAAUACUGAAAAGUCACUUAUCACAAAAUUUUACAACAAUGAGUCGACUACUUUGGUUGUUGCGUCACUAUAAAUUCGGGUUUUCCUUGAUGCUGCACUCUUGCCUAAUAAAUCGUGUUUUUAAGGUAAUUCUCAACUUUCAAUUUAGGAAACUUAUACCAGUUUAUGCAGUGUACUUUGCUUUAUACUUUUAUGUAGUUUUACGAUGAACGAGGUAGUUUAUUAUUGAAAUAAAUUAUACAUACACAAAAGUUGUAGGAAUUGGUGUUAUUCACUCUUCGAUGGCCGACCAACCACGAAUGCAAGCUCCACCAGAAAACCCUUUUAAGAUAAAACCACCUCUAUCGACGCUUGCAGAGCAAGAAGCAGCGGCAGUAUUGCGAGCAGAAUUGGAAAUCGAACUUAAAAACAAAAAAAAAUGCGCCUAUCAGCCUUACGAGUGCACCCAGUUGACAAUAGACCACUACAAGUACUGCUUAAAGCAUAUUUUGCAGGAUAAAAAUGCGCCGUACAAGCAAUGCUCCUACGUCUACUCUAGUAGCGGUAAAAGGUGCAAUUUGGCUGCACCAAAAGGCGACAAAAAAGAUUAUGGGUACUGCAGUGAGCACGCCUUGAAAACUACGUUGACUAGAAAUAGGCAGAACUCGAGGUAUCCACCGCCUCAUACGGCCGAAGUUUUGUUGCAUUCUUUGGCGCAUUAUGUUAAGAAGAAGAGAUGUAGAACCACUUCGUCCUCCAGUACUCAACAUUCUGACGAAGGGAGCCAAAAUCCGGAUGAUGUUGAGUUUAAGUGCACAAAAACAUUGGAUCCGUUUUCUGAGAUAGAUGCCAAUUUGGUUUAUGGCACAAAUUGCAAUGAUGUUUUGGAUGUGUGCAGCGAAUCUGAAAGCGAUGUUGAAGCUUCCACUUAUUCUUCAGUUUGGCAUGACAGUCAUGCUGAUAGUUCCGAUAACGAAAGUAUAGACUCUGAGCAGGAGGAUGUUUUAAAGCAUGCCAAUGUGUACACAGCGGAAGAAAUCACUCUAGUCACUAGAGAUAAGUUAAUUAGGUUGCAGUCGUUGUAUAUAGAGCAGUACAGGCAUUUGCAGUACAUGCUGAAGGAGAAGCGCCGGAAGUAUUUGCAAUCGUUGAAGAGGGAAAAAGAGACUUGCUGCAACAUUUACAAUCAAGUCAGGGACAAUCCGAAGGAGCAAAGAUUGUACAAAAAACUGAAGGCUUUCAACAAGUAUCAGAGGCAUUACGGAAACGAGGCCAUUUUGAGUAAAAGAUUGCACGAACUGAGAUCAAAAAUUACCGAAGGUUUACCUCAAAAACCCUCAAAUGUGAAAAGUUGCUGUUUCACCGAAGGAGGUGUAAAAUGUGCCGAAAAAACUUUACCUCUGGCCAAGCAUUGCAGAAAACACAUUUUGGAAGACCCCAAUCAAGUAUUAUUUAGAGCGUGCGGGAAGAUAAAUGCCGAUGUUGAAUGUAAUACGCCAGUUGAGGCUAUUUUCGAGAACACCAUGUGCAAAUUGCACAUGGAUAUUCCAGUUUUGAGGUCAUAUAGUCAAACUAGGAAAGACUCAGAAUCGGAUAUGGACGAUUCUCUGGAGAACACAAACCUGUUCAAUGAGUCAGACUUGACGGAAACCGUUAAAACGGAAAUGAUAGAUUACAAACAACCGGAAAUACCAAAAAUGGAGACGGUUCCCUCCCAAUUGUUUGAAGAGUCUGAAGACAUGGACUCUUCGCCGUUUAUGAAGGAAAACGUGGACUUUAUCGCCGAAAAUUUGAGUAUCAUGGAGGGAGGAGAACCGCCUGGAGAUUCAAACGAGACCACUCCUAAAGGAGGCGAAAUCGAGCCGAUUGCUAGUACCUCCCAGUUAGUUAGCGUUCUGGAGGAGACCCAGCAAAUCAAAGACGAACCAGUCAAGAUGGAGAUGGAGACGGAAAUUAAAGAAGAAACCGACAAGAAAGUUGAGAUUUAAGUGUUUUUAUUAGUUGUAUUAUAUUUUGAUUUUUUUAAAUAAACGUUUCACUAUUUUUUCGUUUUUGUCGAUUGCUCCCCUCUUCUCCUCUUGUUCAGCGGAUUCCUUGGGUCGUAAAUUUCAAACCAGUCGUCAUCUUUCGUGUUUGCAUCUUUGGCCAGGAUGGGGUCAUCAUCUUUGAAGUGAAGUUUGUGGGAAAGCCUGAAAAUACGUUUGAAAACAAUAGUUAUUUAUGUCAUUAGGUUAAUUCAACAUCAAAGCGGCCUAACC
Messenger RNA from Brassicogethes aeneus, 2522 nucleotides. The record is from the annotation of a GenBank genome assembly. Lineage: Eukaryota; Metazoa; Arthropoda; Insecta; Coleoptera; Nitidulidae.